AUGGGCGGGAGCCUGGGCUGCCACCGGGCCAUCCCCCCGGACCCGUCGGACCCGCCGCCCGGCCGCAAGCUCAGCGCCGCCUGCCACUUCGGCCCCGUCCAGGUCAACCAGGAGCGGCUGAACAUCAACGCGGCGUCGGAGGAGGAGCUGAUGACCCUGCCCGGGGUCACCCGCGCCGUGGCCCGGGCCGUCGUCCAGUACCGCCGCCACAUCGGCGGCUUCAAGAAGGUGGAGGACCUGGCGUUGGUCAGCGGCGUCGGGGCCGCCAGGCUGGAGCAGCUCAAGGUGGAGAUCUGCGUCGGCGGGCGGGGCAGCCCGGCCCCGCCGGACGCGGCCCGCGGCGACCGGGGCCGCCCCGCGUGCCCGCUGGGCCCGGAGCACGUGGCCCGCGGCCGCCCGGCCCGCCAGCCCGGCCCGCCGGGGCCGCGGGGCGGCCGGCCCGUCCUGCGCCUGGCCACCUGGAACCUGCACCGCUGCUGCGCCCGGAAGGCCGGGAACCCCGGCGUCCGAGAGGUCGUCUGCAUGACCCUGCUGGAGAACGGCAUCAAGCUGUUAGCUGUGCAAGAAUUAGUUGACAGAGACGCACUGGAUAAGUUCUGCACGGAGUUGAACCAGCCGACUCUGUCCAAUAUCCAGAGGUGGAAGCAUCCUCGGGGAUCCUGGAAGGCCGUGGUGUCCGAGAAGCCCUCGAGCUGGCGCUAUAAGACCCCAGAGUACUCGGGCUUCCUGUGGGAUGCCUCAGCUGGCAUUGAGCUGAAGGGGAGCCUCUCUCUGGACAUUGUGCAGACCAAUGGCAACGGAAAGCCAGCGGGCCCUCACCCGUAUCUCGCCCGAUUCCAGGUUGGGACAAACCACCUCACACUGGUUAACCUCCACCUGGUUCCACCAUCUUCUCCUGAGGCAGAAGAGAUGGAUCGGAGUCCUGGAGAGAGCCACAGCAUAGUGCCCUUUGCUGAGACUCUGCAAGAAUUGCUGAAAGGCGAUAAAGAGUUGGUUCUACUGGGGGAUUUUGGGCAAGGCCCAGAAAGCAGCGACCACGACGUCUUGCGGAAAGAAAAAUUCCACCCCCUCGUCCCCGCCGGCACCUUCACCAACAUCAGCACCAAGGCCCCGCAAGGAUCCCUGGCGUUACACAACAUCUGGCUCAGUCACAGCUUGAAGAAGGUUUUCACAGGCCACUGGGCCGUGGUCAGAGAAGGCCUAACGAACCCCUGGAUUCCGGACAACUGGUCGUGGGGCGGGGUGGCGUCGGAGCACUGUCCUGUCUUGGCCGAGCUCUACACUGAGCACUGGGGCUGGAGCGAGGGGACAGGGACCAGCGACGGCGGCCCCGAAGGGAGGCCUGAAGCCAACUCCAAGCCCGAGCGGUGAUGAGCCAGAGGGGCUCUCCCUUCCCCUCAGCCCGGUGGGGGUGGGCGGCC
Molecule: messenger RNA, 1421 nt
Organism: Tachyglossus aculeatus (Australian echidna)
Lineage: Eukaryota; Metazoa; Chordata; Mammalia; Monotremata; Tachyglossidae
Gene: EEPD1
Product: endonuclease/exonuclease/phosphatase family domain containing 1
Exons: 7
Coding region: 1-1371 (456 amino acids)
Cellular component (GO): plasma membrane
Source: RefSeq, a predicted model, not a curated record